Nymphalis io (European peacock) is the source of this 909-nucleotide messenger RNA. It is a transcript of the gene Lamtor3, whose product is annotated as ragulator complex protein LAMTOR3 homolog. Gene Ontology annotation, cellular component: Ragulator complex. Bases 136 to 513 code for a protein of 125 amino acids. Gene Ontology annotation, biological process: positive regulation of TOR signaling; cellular response to amino acid stimulus. The transcript has 3 exons. NCBI's taxonomy places the organism in Eukaryota, Metazoa, Arthropoda, Insecta, Lepidoptera, Nymphalidae. The record is from RefSeq and is a predicted model, not a curated record.
UUGGCAGAAUGUUUUUAGCCUAACUAACGAGGAUACUUGCCGUGAAAAAAAAUAAACGCCAGUGACAGCUGAUUCGCAUAUUUGUUGUUGUAAUUCUUUACCUUUGUUUUUAAUUAAAAAAAUACAAAUAGAGAAAUGGUUGAUGAUUUAAGGAAAUAUUUAAACCAUUUACUUGAAAAGGUGAACGGUCUUCAUUGUAUUUUAAUUACUGAUCGUGAUGGAGUUCCUGUAGUGAGAUCUGUAACAGAAAAGGCGCCUCAAUUAGCUUUGCGUCCUAACUUUAUAUCGACAUUCGGUAUGGCAACAGAUCAAGCAAGUAAACUUGGGCUUGGAAGAAACAAAACUGUUAUAUCAAUGUAUUCUAGCUACCAGGUGAUACAAAUGAAUAAACUACCAUUAGUGAUAACAUUUAUUGGCAGUGACAAUUGCAACACUGGCCACAUAUUAUCUUUGGAAAGCCAAAUAGAACCUUUUUUGAAGGACCUAGGAACUAUUGUGGCAGAUGCUCCAUGAGUGUAAUUACAUGUGUGUGUAUAUAUUUCUACUUUUAUAUAUGUAGUUACUUAAUUAAAAUAUUAUAUUAAUAUAUGUGUCAAGUUUCGAGAUGAGCUCUGUUAAAUAUUAGAAAAUAUGGUGACUUGAACCUUAAAAAAAUUAUUUUGAAAUGGGUUUAGAGGAAAUCAUUUUGUUUGUCAUUCUGUUUUAUACUCGAAAUUAUAAAUUUUUUUUUUAAAUAAUUCUGAUAAAGAAAACCAUUUUAAAAUACAACGCUUUAUUUUAAAACUGUUUCCUGUAUACAUCUAUUCUUUAAGAACAAUACCAUAUUUCAAUUUAUACUAACAAUAGUGUCAGCUUAUAUUUGGAUGUUGCUUUAAUGUAAAUAAAAUAUAAAUAUCCUGUUUGUCUAUA